Lecanosticta acicola is the source of this 1802-nucleotide messenger RNA. Lineage: Eukaryota; Fungi; Ascomycota; Dothideomycetes; Mycosphaerellales; Mycosphaerellaceae. The record is from the annotation of a GenBank genome assembly.
AUGGCGGCAGCGUCGUGGGACAGUGCCAACGUCGACCUUCAAGCAAAUGGCCAGCACAGCACAUCACCGAUGAAAGAGGCCGGCUACGGAACAUUACACGCUGAACGACAUAGCGAAACGCAUGCUGCUGUGAAGCCACAACGCCCCGGCCUUCCUCGCUUCACCACCAGCAAAGAAAACGUCCUCGCACAGUUCUUCAUCGGAGCUCUAGAUCAGGGAACAACAAGUUCGCGGUACAUCAUCUUCGAUGGUACUGGAACGCCAGUCGCCAGUCACCAGCAUGAAUUCCAGCAGCACUAUCCUGAAUCUGGAUGGCACGAGCACGAUCCCAAAGAACUCAUAGCCAGCGCCGAAGUUUGUAUCAAGAAGGCUACCUCCACCUUCGCUCAGCUCGGGCACGACAUUAACGAUAUCAAGGCCAUGGGACUCACCACGCAACGAGAAACAGCUCUCGUAUGGGACAUCGAGACCGGCGAACCACUACACAAUGCAAUCGCGUGGCCUGACACCCGAACCAAGGGUAUCGUGAGAGAGUUGAAGGAGAAGGAGAAGACCGAGGGCAUAAGCAUUGCAGAAAUGACCGGAAUGCCGCUUUCUACAUACCCAUCCGCUGUGAAGCUCGUGUGGCUGCUGAGGCAUGUGCCGAAGGUGAAGGAAGUGUACGAUGCUGGAAAGAUGGCAUUUGGUACUGUGGACACUUGGCUGGUCUACAACUUCAACGGCAAGGACAAGCAGUACUUUGUCACGGACAGCACGAAUGCUUCUCGGACAAUGUUUAUGAAUUUGCACACCGUCAAGUAUGAUCAGAAAUUGUUCGACUUCUUUGGCAUCGACAUGGAGAAGCUCCACCUGCCACGCAUUGUUCCAUCGUCAGACGGAGAAGCCUACGGAAAGAUCUCAACUGGACCUUUGCAGGAUAUGAAGAUUGCUGGUUGUCUGGGUGAUCAGUCUGCCGCCCUUGUCGGACAACAGGGCUUCACUCCGGGAUGCGCCAAGAACACAUACGGCACAGGAUGCUUUUUGCUUUACAAUGUGGGAGAGAAGCCGGUCAUUUCGCAUCACGGACUCCUGGCUACGAUUGCUUACGACUUUGGACGAAAUCGGAAACCUGUAUAUGCUUUGGAAGGAAGCAUUGCUGUGGCAGGAUCUGGUACGUACUGUCAUUCACUGGAAUGUGAUUGUAUUGAGCUGAAGUUGACUUCUUUACUCUAGGUGUCAAAUUCCUGAUGAAUAACAUGGGGUUCAUCACGCAUUCGCACAAGAUCUCUGACCUUGCAGCAUCUGUGGAAGACAACGGUGGCUUGGUCUUCGUGACGGCCUUCUCUGGUCUAUUCGCACCGUACUGGAUCGACGAUGCCAAAGGCACCAUCUUCGGCAUAACGCAACAUACGCAGCGAGGUCACAUCGCACGCGCAACUCUCGAGGCAACGUGUUUCCAAACCAAAGCUAUCCUGGAUGCAAUGACUAAGGAUAGUGGCCAUGCUCUCUCCGACCUCGCAGUAGACGGAGGAAUGUCCAACUCCAACUUGUGCAUGCAGACGCAGGCGAACAUUAUCGGUAUCCCUGUUGAUCGCCCUGCAAUGCGCGAGACGACCGCUCUAGGUGCAGCUAUCGCGGCAGGCUUCGCGGUCGAUAUCUGGAAGGAGUUCGACGAGUUGAAGGCCAUCAACCAAAAGGACCGUCGCAUCUUCACGCCUGACAUCACACCCGAACAGUCGGAGAAGAUGUUCAAGAAGUGGAAGCGGGCUGUGGAUAUGUGUCGCGGAUGGUUGGAUCCUGAGGAGUACGGCGAAGACUUCUAG